GGGAUCUGGGUCGCGGACUAGUCCGUCAGAUCCGGCACCUCCUCUCCUCGUCUCGACGCGCGCGAGAGAGACAGGGGAAGAAAGCCCAAAACCCUAGUCCCCAUCGCCGGCGGCGAGAUGGCCGUCAACGAGGAGACGUCCGUCUACGUCGGCGGCCUGCCCUACGAAGCCGACGAGGAUAUGCUCCGCAACUACUUUGGGCCCUGCGGCACCAUCGUCUCCGUCAAGGUGAUAAAUGAUCAGAGAGUCAGGGGCAAGUGCUAUGGGUUUGUUACUUACACUCAACAUAGGGCUGCUCAGCGUGCUAUCUUGGAAAUGGAUGGCAAGCAAAUAGGUAAUCGUGCUGUGAGAGUAAAUGAAGUGCGUACAAGAGGCAACACCCGUGAUUUUGGGCGUGAUGGCUUCCGACGAGAUCCUGUAAGAGAUGGAAGGGAUGUAUACUGGGACCGAAGGGAUAGGGAGAGGAGUUAUGAUCGUCACCGGGAUAGAGAUCCGUACCAUGACAGGGAUAGCGAUAGACCUCGUGACCAUGAUAGAGACAGAUAUGAUGAACGUGGGGGAUUUGAUCAUGAGAUGGACUAUUCCAUGGAUCGAGAUCAUGAAGGAGAUGAGAGGCGCGCUAGAGACCUUUAUCGAGGAGACCAUGAUCGUCCAAUGGAGACGCGUAUGGAUUCCGAUAAUGACAGGGAGAAGGAAAAUUCAAAAGGCUAUGAUAGUGAAAGAGAUAAAGAAGACAAGGAACAGCCACCAAGGAAAAGGUUCAGCCGUCCAAAAGGUCGUGAGAGCAGAGAGAUAUCAAGUUCCAGUGAUGAGCUUCAUAAUGAUGCAAAACAUCAGCUGGACAAGGCUAUUCAGAUGCAUGAAGACCUUGAAAAUGAGGUUUCUCAGAUCAAAGAUAAAGUUACAAGCAAAGAUCACCACAUUGCAGAUUUGCAAAAGAAAUUUCAGAAACUGGAGGAUGAAUUGGCUGCUGCGCGGAAAGUUUCUUCAGAGCGACAAUUGACUGUCACAAAGCUGUACAAAAGUUUUCUUCAACUUCAAGACUACAAUGACAGGGCCAAGACCGCAGAAGAGGAUCUCAAGGCUCUUGUUGAUUCUGCGAUGGCUGAGGUCGACAUGGCUGAAGACGCUACAACCAAAGACGGUUCGGGGUAUGAGAACGGCACGGUCUGAAUCUCAAAGCAAAAAUGAAAUCACUUCUCACGGUGCUGAUUUCGGAGAAUUAUUACUUACCAUGUAGUAGAACCGUAACCAGUAAGUAGCUCAUGCAGGUGAAGUCUAGGAAACCAUGUUCCUUCGCACAUUGAUUAGUGCCGUACAGACCUUUUUGUCGCAGACUUCCCCGUUUGUAAUGUAAGCUGCCCGCAGUAUAUCAACCAGCGCAAUUCCAGUAUUUAAGCUCUCUUCGUUGGCCGGCCAUAACUUUUGUGGUCGCUCAGGAUUUGUGGCGAAAACGCGAAGUAUUAGUAAUUUCCUUAUUUGCCUUA
Molecule: messenger RNA, 1487 nt
Organism: Hordeum vulgare subsp. vulgare (domesticated barley)
Lineage: Eukaryota; Viridiplantae; Streptophyta; Magnoliopsida; Poales; Poaceae
Product: zinc finger CCCH domain-containing protein 13
Exons: 9
Coding region: 118-1173 (351 amino acids)
Molecular function (GO): mRNA binding
Source: RefSeq, a predicted model, not a curated record